AUGCAACUUUUGUUAAAAACAACCGUUGCUCAUCGCUGGUCGGAUUUGUCCGAGUUGUGGAAACCCCUGCCAGAGGAGCCGACUACGUUUCGAGUUGAUGCAACAGCAUGCUCGACGUACGCCUAUUGCACCUCCUUUUCUACAACAACAUCACCGCCGGAGGAAGAUCUCCUCGCACUCACUUUCCUGUCCCAGGAACUACUCCGAUCAGCUCAGGGUCUUUGGUGGCAUCAACAGCGUGAGCCACGAUACUGUGGGCCCACCUUGCACGUCCCUGUAUACGCACAUGUUCACGUCUACAUGGACGGUAAUCCCCCUCGCCUCGUGUGGCUCGUACGCCUUUCCGGCCAAUGGAUAGCCGCGCCCAACGUCAAUUGCAGUUGUAGCUUAUACUACUGUGUUUACACUCUUACCCUUUCGGCAAUUGACGUAUCCGACAUCAUCAACAGGAACCACAGACUUACUCGCGCAUCUCAAAGAGACAGGAUAAACGAGUUCGCAUCCUACGAACAGCUUACAUAUACCCACCUCCUCCACAACCGGCCCGUUUCCCAAACCUCAAACGACCCAAUACGAGCGCGCGAUGCCAAGACUCAAAAUACCCAAGGAUGCAAAAUCAUUUCGCCCCGUAACACCUAUACUCGCAUACCUACCUUGUUCCAAACCCGUGUGUGUUCAGCGACGAUCUCGUCUGAUUUCUCUGACGCAAGAAACCUGCUGUCCCGCCGUGCCCAUCCUUACCCCCCAAAUGUGGCUCGAGUGGCUGGCACGCAGAGCCCGCCGCGCCUGGCGUCGCGCAGCCCUGCGAGUACCGAACGCACGUGUGAUCACUAUGACAUCGUUUGCUUGUUUGGUGUCGCAGAGUUCAAGACUUGCACGCGAUGA
Molecule: messenger RNA, 885 nt
Organism: Plenodomus lingam JN3
Lineage: Eukaryota; Fungi; Ascomycota; Dothideomycetes; Pleosporales; Leptosphaeriaceae
Source: RefSeq, a predicted model, not a curated record